Molecule: messenger RNA, 6819 nt
Organism: Equus quagga
Lineage: Eukaryota; Metazoa; Chordata; Mammalia; Perissodactyla; Equidae
Gene: IL6ST
Product: interleukin 6 cytokine family signal transducer
Exons: 18
Coding region: 348-3176 (942 amino acids)
Biological process (GO): cytokine-mediated signaling pathway; positive regulation of tyrosine phosphorylation of STAT protein
Cellular component (GO): CRLF-CLCF1 complex; external side of plasma membrane; membrane
Molecular function (GO): cytokine receptor activity; cytokine binding
Source: RefSeq, a predicted model, not a curated record
GCCCCGCGGUGGGAGGAGGCUUGCGUGCCGCGUCUGCGGGAAGGAGCCUGGAGCCAGCCCGAGCCGGGGCGAAGAACCGAGAGGCCCGCGGAGCCGCGAGGAGAACGCUCGGGCGCCGCUGAGCUGGGGGCCGCGGCCGGCCGGCCUACGGGCCCAGCCCGGCCUGGCGCUGAGGGGGACGUGCGCUGUGGAGACGUGGAGGAGCGAGGCGCCGCGGCCUGAGUGAGACCCAAUAAAAAGAGCAUGACAUUUGGAGGCAGAAGACUUAGUUUCAAAUCCCUGCUCCUUCACUUACUAAUUUUGUGGUUUGGCUUCUAUGAAUAAAAUUUCCAUGAACACUCUUGUACAUGUCUUUUGGAGGAGUUAAGCACUCAUUUAUUUUGGCUAUACCCCCUGUCUGGAAAUAUCUGUGCAAGAUGUUGACGUUGCAAACUUGGAUAGUGCAAGCCUUGUUUGUUUUCCUCACCACUGAAUCUAUAGGUGGACUUCUAGAUCCAUGUGGGUAUAUCAACCCUGAAUCUCCAGUUGUACAACUUGGUUCUAAUUUCACUGCAGUUUGUGUGCUAAAGGAAAAAUGUAUGGAUUAUUUCCAUGUAAAUGCUAAUUACAUCUUCUGGAAAACAAACCAUGUUACUGUUCCUAAAGAACAAUAUACUGUCAUAAACAGAACAGCAUCUAGUGUCACAUUUACAAAUAUAUCUUUAUUGAAUAUUCAACUCACUUGCAACAUUCGUACGUUUGGACAGAUUGAUCAGAAUGUUUAUGGAAUCAGAAUAAUUUCAGGCUUGCCUCCAGAAAAACCUAAAAAUUUGAAUUGCAUUGUGAAUGAAGGAAAGAAAAUGAUGUGUCAGUGGGCUCCUGGAAGGGAAACGUACCUGGAAACAAACUUCACUUUAAAAUCUGAAUGGGCAACAGAGAAGUUUGAUGAUUGUGAAGCAAAACGUGAUACCCCCACCUCAUGCACUGUUGAUUAUUCUCCUGUGUAUUUUGUCAACAUUGAAGUCUGGGUAGAAGCAGAGAAUGCCCUUGGGAAGGUUACAUCAGAUCAUAUCAAUUUUGAUCCUAUAGAUAAAGUGAAGCCCAAUCCACCACAUAAUUUAUCAGUCAGCAACUCAGAGGAACUGUCUAGUAUCUUAAAAUUGACAUGGAUCGACUCAAGUAUUAAGACUUUUAUCAGACUGAAAUACAACAUUCAAUAUAGGACCAAAGAUGCUUCAACUUGGAGCCAGAUUCCUCCUGAAGAUACAGCAUCCACUCGAUCUUCAUUCACUGUCCAGGACCUUAAGCCUUUUACAGAAUAUGUGUUUAGAAUUCGUUGUAUGAAGGCAGAUGGUAAAGGAUUCUGGAGUGACUGGAGUGAAGAAGCAAGUGGCAUCACAUAUGAAGAUAGACCAUCUAAGGCACCAAGUUUCUGGUAUAAGAUAGAACCAUCCCAUACUCAUGGCCAUAGAUCUGUACGACUCAUAUGGAAGACAUUGCCUCCUUUUCAAGCCAAUGGAAAUAUUUUGGAUUAUGAAGUGACUCUCACAAGAUGGAAAUCACGUUUACAAAAUUACUCAGUUAAUGACACAGAACUGACGGUAAACCUCACAAAUGAUCGCUAUAUAGCGACUUUAACAGCAAGAAAUCUGGUUGGCAAAUCAGAUGCAUCUGUUUUAACUAUCCCUGCCUGUGACUUUCAAGCUACUCACCCCGUAAAGGAUCUUAAGGCAUUUCCCAAAGAUAACGUGCUUUGGGUAGAAUGGACUGCUCCGAAUGAAUCUGUAAACAAAUAUGUACUUGAGUGGUGUGUGUUAUCGGAUAAAUUGCCCUGUAACCCAGACUGGCAACAAGAAGACGGUACUGUCCAUCGCACCUAUUUAAGAGGAAACCUAGCAGAGAGCAAAUGUUAUUUGAUAAAAGUUACUCCAGUAUAUGCUGAUGGCCCAGGAAGCCCCGAGUCUGUAAAGGCAUACCUUAAACAAGCUCCGCCUUCCAAAGGACCUACUGUUCGGACAAAAAAAGUGGGGAAAAAUGAAGCUGUCUUAGAGUGGGACCAACUUCCUGUUGAUGUUCAGAAUGGAUUCAUCAGAAAUUAUACUAUAUUUUAUAGAACCAUCAUUGGAAAUGAAACUGCCGUAAACGUGGAUUCUUCCCACACAGAAUAUACACUGUCCUCUUUGACUAGUGACACUUUGUACAUGGUACGAAUGGCAGCAUACACAGAUGAAGGUGGAAAGUAUGGUCCAGAAUUCACAUUUACCACACCAAAGUUUGCUCAAGGAGAAAUUGAAGCCAUAGUUGUGCCUGUUUGCUUAGCAUUCCUCUUGACAACCCUUUUGGGAGUAUUGUUCUGCUUUAAUAAACGAGACUUAAUAAAAAAACACAUCUGGCCUAAUGUUCCAGAUCCUUCAAAGAGUCAUAUUGCCCAGUGGUCCCCUCACACACCUCCAAGGCAUAAUUUUAAUCCAAAAGAUCAAAUGUAUUCAGAUGGCAAUUUCACUGAUGUAAGUGUUGUGGAAAUAGAAGCAAACGACAGAAAGCCCUUUACAGAAGAUCUGAAAUCAUUGGAGCUAUUCAAGAAGGAAAAAAUUAGUACUGAAGGACACAGCAGUGGUAUUGGAGGGUCUUCGUGCAUGUCAUCUUCUAGGCCAAGCAUUUCUAGCAGUGAUGAAAAUGAAUCUGCACAAAACACUUCGAGCACUGUCCAGUAUUCCACUGUGGUGCACAGUGGCUACAGACACCAGGUUCCGUCAGUCCAAGUCUUCUCAAGAUCCGAGUCUACCCAGCCUUUGUUAGAUUCCGAAGAACGGCCAGAAGAUCUACAGCUGGUAGAUAAUGUAGAGGGCAGUGACGGCAUUUUGCCCAGACAACAGUAUUUCAAACAAAACUGUAGUCAACAUGAAACCAGUCCAGUUAUUUCACAUUUUGAAAGGUCAAAGCAAGGUUCAUCAGUCAAUGAAGAAGAUUUUGUUAGACUUAAACAGCAGCAGAUUUCAGAUCAUAUUUCACAGUCCAAUGGAUCUGGGCAAAUGAAAAUGUUUCAAGAAGUUCCUACAGCAAAUGUUUUUGGUCUAGGUACUGAGGGACAAGUAGAGAGAUUUGAAACAGUUGGGAUGGAGGCUGCGCUUGAUGAAGGAAUGCCUAAAAGUUACUUACCACAGACUGUAAGACAAGGUGGCUACAUGCCUCAGUGAAAGACUAUUUCUGUUACAACUUCAGCAGUACCUGUAAAGUAAAGCUAAAAAUAUUUUAUCUGGAAUUUCAGAUAAAAAUAAUCUUCACCCACUGAAGAUGUUGAAAAUGUACUGUCCUCCCACAUGGGCUGUUUCCUUUCCAGAAUAUCUGGGAUUCUACUUUAAGCACUACAUAAACUGACUUCAUCCUCUGAAUAGCUGAAUGACUUUGUGCUGUUUUAGGAUGUUUGCACUGAAGAAGAACAGAAAGCUUGUCUGAAAUUUAUAAAGUAAAACUUUUUGUUUUGCUACCUAGAAAACAGAGUAUUUAAAUAGUAAGCAGUGAGCACAGCUAUCCUGAUUUUAGUGAUAAUAGUCAUCAAAGUGGCUUCGGGAGAGUUAAUAGAAAAAAUUAGGGGAGCAAAGUCUAAACCCACUACUUCAGCUGCCAACGUAAUGUAAAAAGAGGUUCAGACGGCAUAACUAUAUGAGCGCAGCUUUUAUUGUCUGACAGAAAAACCCACAACAAAUGGACUCAUUUAAAAUCAUACCAACAUAUAAAAUAAGUUUUCUUCCAUUGGUAAUAAUGUUGCCAGUUACUGGAGAAAAGGAAUUCAGGAAUUUUAACUUGGCAAAUUAAAAAUAUUAAUUUUUGAAUGUUACAUAAUCUUAACAAAUUUUCAAAAAAUUUUCUAUCAUUAUUGACAGCCUCUCUGAAGAUCUAUUUCACAAAGUCAUUAGGGUGUCCAGAUGAGAGCUAGGAAGGAAUGCCACAAGCUAUCUUAAGCAUUUAAAAAAUUCUUUGCCAUUUAUAAAGGUUUAAAUUGUUAACAUUUUCUCUGUGUGUAUAUAAACAUUAUUGAGCCUUCUUGUUAAGACUUCAGAGAAUUUGGUUGAUGAAGCACUUUAUAUAAUAUGUCUUUGGCUUAAAAUGUGUUUUAAUAUUCUUUGUUUUUAUUUUUAAGUAGGCUGAGAUCAAAAAUGUUCUUUUUUUCUAGUAAGUGUUUGAAGCAAACUAAUUAGAAGACUUGGGCAAUACUCACCAAAACACAACCCCCAAAAUGUACAUAUUGAUCUUAGUAAAUAUCACGGUUAGCAAAUAUCCUUAUUGUAGAGGCACUUAAUGAAUAGUGUUUUAAUAUCUGCCAGUUCUGAGGUAGGUGGAACUUAGUUUUACAUUGUGAUUUAGUAAUAUUUUAAACCCUUUCCACAUGUUCUGUUCUUCAGUGGAGAAGUGAGCCAGGCCUGCAGAGUUUAGUGCUAAACCCCCUUUUGCACUUAUGCCAUUUCCAUUUGACAAGGAGGCAGGGGGUUGAAGAUAGGAGCUGAGUAAGUGAGAAGAAGUUGUCAUAAAUCAUUAGUGGUUGACUACUGCUAUCAAGUAGUUUGGAGAAUAUAGGUUUUGUUUUUCUGUCAUAUUUAAGUUAAAGAAACCAGGUCAACUUAAAAUAGUUUGUAGAGGUUAUGAAGAAUAAAAUGCCAAGAAACAUUGGUACCCAUUUACAGUUGAAAUAGGAUUCUACUCAUUACUCUUUCAGAAUAUUGUUCACAUGAGACUUCCUGUUACACUUUAUCCUUUGUAUUCUUGCCUAAUAAUUUUCAUGAGUUCUUUCACAAAUAUGGUCUUUGUGACACAGAGCAGAUGCUUUAUUCUGAUAUAUCCAGUUCUACUUUCGGCACAACCAACAUGAGAUUUGUAGAAUUACGGAAUUAGAAGUAGAUGAGGAAAAUCAGGCACAGAGAGGUCAAGUAGGGACAGAGAGACUCCAGACACACUACAGGACAAUGGCAUCACCACCAUUUAAGUUGGUUGUCAAAAUCUGGUCCAAAUCAGGACUACAUUUAUCUUCCUAAAUGUCUGUCAUGAAAUUUAUAUCUAAUCUAUUAAAUUUUUUAUUUCCUCAAAUAAGUAAUCGCUUGAUUGUAAUCAUGUUUAGCUCUCACCUUAUAACAAAUAGGAGAGUUGAGAAGAACAUUCUAGUGUGAAGUUUGUACAUGGUGGGGGGCACUUUGAAAUGUGAACUCAUGAUCUAAGGGAAUAAGAAUGAAGAGUCAUUUAAGAAAGGACAUUGUGCAAGCAAAUUUGUCUGUUGAAACUUGUAUAGAACAUGGUGCAGUGAGGGAAUGCCUCCCAGCCCCAAGAUCACUUUGGACAUUAAAUGGAUACGUGAUUACUGUGUAAUAAUCCACUCAAGAAAUAAAUCUAUAUUUGGUCACUAAUAUAUAACAUACAUCUUUUGCCCAAAAAGAGAAAAGCAAUCAUGAAACUUGUUUUAAGUACAAAAUUACUUUCCUAAGGCAUAUCUUAGAAUAAUCUAUGUUUUGAUGCAUGUAAAUUGUAUUUUAGGUAGGCAGAGAAACAAAUCUGGUUUAUUUAUGUGAAAAUUAGUCUACGUUAGUGGAUUUAUUACUCAUUAAAUCUUUAUAUCCAAAAAUUUAGUUUAAAGUAAUGCUACCAUAUCAGAAAACAGCCUCUUUGUGGACAAAACUAAUUUACUGCGUCUGAUGCAGUUGUCCGCUUGUAGGAUUAAAAAAAAUAAGCAUAUGUUAUUUUGUUGAAAUGGGUAAAAUGUCAAAAUAAUAAGCUACAGAAAACUUAAAAUUUCAUUGUUAGAAAUUCUUUGGAUAGCUUUGUAUUGUAGGUCGUGUCAGGUUCUAUUGCCCGGGUAAGAUUACUUUAAAAAAAUUUUUUGCACUUUUCUGUAAGUUGAGAAGAUGAAGCCAUGAAAUAGCAAGGUAUUUAGGUUUAGCCUAAAACUGGAUAUUUUCAUUGAUUUCAAAGAAAGUAUAAACCAGGAAACCUAGAGCCUAAUUCUUUGGACAAGUCCUUGACAGCAGUUCCUUUUCAGUCUUUUCAUAAACAGAAUUCAGAUGUAAGACAAAACAAAACUUUCCAAAGCCAGAUGUCAUAUCUUUCGGAUUAAUCUAUUUCUUAAUCAUAUGUGCUACUAGUAUGUGUCUUAGCAUGAUAUUCUAGCAUACACUGCAUUAAAAAUAAAGGAAGGUAGCUCUGGGUGAGCUCUCUGUUAGGCAUUUUUUCCUAAAUUUUUAAGAGUUUCUUUCAGUCAAUAGUUCCUUCAAAUGGGUUAGUUUCCCUUCGUUACCCAGUCGUUCUUUCAAGUUGAUAGAUGAUGAUGGAAAUGCAUUUAAGGCCAGUGGGGAUAGAUGGUCCAGGUCUUUUGUCCCAUAAACACAAACUUUGGAUGAUAACUACGUGUUUCAAAUGCUGUUACAUGAAUAGCAAAAUGUGAUGGUCAGAAAUAAAGGGAUACUUUGAAGGUGGAUGUUUGAAAUUCUUUAGUCUUAAUGUAUAUGUAUAUUGAAUAAUAUACUCAAAAAAUAAGUGUGCAAUUUGCUAGUACUACAAUACAGUGAUUAGCAUUAGGUGUGUCUCCUCUUUUUAAAUACUAGCUGUGUCCCAUUUACUUCUAAGUGCAAUCCUUUCAAGUUCACUUGCUCUUUUACCCCGUCUAAUCUAACUUCACAUAGAAGCCUUGUCUAGAGAGAGUAAUGUACGUAUUUUUACCUUUGCAGUGAAUUGCAUGUGCUAUCGUAACCACAGCUAAUUGCUUUUAUGUUGACAUAACUCUAAAAGUUGUUGUAAGUGUUCUCCUAUAUAUCAGCUCUAAUCCUUUCAGUAAAUUUAAAUAAAUUCUUGUUCAGA